AUGGAUCCAGAGGAAUGCGAACUUCUUAUUUUUGAAAACGUGCGUAGAUUUUAUGCAAGUUUAGAUCUCAAUGUGGAUGAAGGCAUUCCUAUUUUAUUGGUGGAUAGAGAUGAGAUGAUCAAAUUUAAAGACGAAAAGACAGAGACAAUACCUACGGGCGUGGCCAUAUUCAACUAUUGCACGCCUAUCAUGACGAUUAAUAGAUGUACAAAAUACGAGGACAGAAUUAAAGUCGAGAAGAAAGCCAACAAAGUUGUUAAGCGGCAACUUUUAGCAGCAUUAUUUUGCUGCGGCCAAAGAGAGAUGAUUAGACUUCUACUUCAAUUCGGAUGGCCCGAUGUGCUUAUGGGCAUGACAUUGGCACAUGAGAUGAUGCAUGCAUGGUUAAGCUUUCAAGGUCUAAUUGUUGGUUUUGCACUGGAAAGAUGGGUAGAAGAAGUUCUUUUUGUAGGUCUAAUUGGUGGUAGGAAACCGGAAAGAUUGGUAGAAGAAGGUAUUUGCGAAGUAAUGUCACACAUGUAUGGGAAAUGGUUUUGUUCUAGAGGUUUUAAGUACCCCUCAUACAAUAUAACCGAUGAGCAGCUUCAGUUUACAAAAGAUUUGAAUAAAUAUUAUGCAAAUCAUAAUAAAACCGAUGCAGAUGAAGCUUAUCGCGAAGGAUUUAAGCAGGCUAUGCAUGCUGUGAAAGAAAAUGGCUUAAAAAAGACACUGGAUUGCAUCGUUAAAAAAGGACGUUUGGCUCCUAAGAUGGAAGAAGGUGAAGAUAAUUGCGAAGAUGCAAAAAGAAGUCUCCCACCGCACAAAAAUGACGUGGCACCACCACAAGGGAUACAGUGGGUUAUAGUCCAGUGA
Messenger RNA from Prunus persica (peach), 852 nucleotides. Its product is annotated as protein DA1-related 1. The transcript has 6 exons. The record is from RefSeq and is a predicted model, not a curated record. NCBI's taxonomy places the organism in Eukaryota, Viridiplantae, Streptophyta, Magnoliopsida, Rosales, Rosaceae. The coding region runs from base 1 to 852 and encodes 283 amino acids. Gene Ontology annotation, molecular function: ubiquitin binding.